AUGGAAACGAAAACAACACUUGAAAAGGGGAACAAUUAUGGAUACGAUGCAGUACAAUUGCAACUCGUUCCCCUUGUUCGAAACCUUCGAAACCUUUCGGUCUUUCAUUCAACGACGAUACCUUUCGGCAAUCCUAUCUUUCGACUCUUGACCGCGAAGAGCCAGUUUAAUCCGAUUCAAACACGUACGGGUCGACCAUCAUCGUAUAACAACCUUCCAUACAAUUCACUGGAUGAACCCUAUCACAUCGACGUGCCCGGAAAACAACCCCGUCGCGUCGUAUCAAAAACUCGGGGAAAGCCAACACCCCAUGACCUGGCGGAACGUCCGCGAACCUGGAGGGCCGAUUACUCGAGCCCAUCGAAUACACGAUUCUCGAAAUGGCUUGGCGAGAAACUUGCAGCCGUCGCUGUUGCUCGAGAAAACGCAGUAUUCCGCAGGAAAUCCGGUCAGAAGCGGAUUCAAGCGAACCCUUGCCUUGGGUAUCCGGGCUCGAAAAAAGCUGUUUACCUGUGCGACCUGCGUCAGCCUUCUUCCGUACCGUACGCCCCUCCUCUUGAUUACCCAGCGGAACAAAUUUAUGGUUUUCAGCUUGCCACCUCACCUCCCGUACAUCACCUUCGAGCAUGGCACCCUCUCCUUCCUUGGUAUAUCGAUAUCAAAUCUACUCAACCCAACGGCAUCACGAUCUUCGACUUUUGCAUCCAAUUAUUCGAGCAGUUGCAUAAGCGCAUUGGGGCACAUGAUAUGUUUAAUAUCGAACUGACGGCCAACGAUCGGGAUAGGUUGCAAGAUGCCCAUACGGAGAGAUGUAACGGGAAUAUCUCGGCUCUGAAGAGGGGGAUUCUGCGGGUCGACUUUUUGGGGCGACAAUCUAUAUUCGUCGGCUUGCAAAGGGGCAAGCAUGGACUAUGGGAGAUUAAGACGAGGGAACCUUCUCCUUACGCCAGAGACAACAGUCUCUUUACUGCGACGUAG
Messenger RNA from Laccaria bicolor S238N-H82, 978 nucleotides. RefSeq lists its product as uncharacterized. The coding region runs from base 1 to 978 and encodes 325 amino acids. The transcript has 4 exons. The record is from RefSeq and is a predicted model, not a curated record. NCBI's taxonomy places the organism in Eukaryota, Fungi, Basidiomycota, Agaricomycetes, Agaricales, Hydnangiaceae.